Kockovaella imperatae is the source of this 894-nucleotide messenger RNA. RefSeq names its product Pyruvate/Phosphoenolpyruvate kinase-like domain-containing protein. NCBI's taxonomy places the organism in Eukaryota, Fungi, Basidiomycota, Tremellomycetes, Tremellales, Cuniculitremaceae. Gene Ontology annotation, molecular function: aldehyde-lyase activity. The record is from RefSeq and is a predicted model, not a curated record. The transcript has 6 exons. Bases 68 to 862 code for a protein of 264 amino acids. Gene Ontology annotation, cellular component: cytoplasm.
UGUUAGUGUUGAUAUUCUUGAUCUUCAACAGCGGUCACUGUCUUCCUUCAAUCUUCACAUCAUCAUAAUGGACAAAGCCACAUAUCUCAGAAGCGCGUUAGCGAGCAAAAAGCCCAGUGUAGGCUUUUGGUUGACCUUUGCGAAGGGUCCAGUUGCAGCUACUAUUCUCGAAGGCGGAGGUUUCGAUUGGGUUCUGAUCGACGCUGAACAUGGUCAAAUAACAGACGCAGACUAUUUCGAACUCAACAACAUUGUGGCUAGCCGAGGCGCGAGUCCCAUCAUCCGCGUGCCAAAUGCCGAGGAGUACCUCAUCAAGCGAGCUCUGGAUUCUGGCGCUCACGGAGUCAUGACUCCGAUGUGUCAUUCCGCCGAGGAUGCCAAGAAGAUUGUAGCUUGGAACAAGUACCCUCCUAAGGGUACAAGAGGGUUCGGACCAAUGUUCUCUGCACACUCUUUUCACGGCAUGACCCAAGCUACUUAUCCCGCCGGGGCAGACAGUCAUUUGCUGGUCAUUGUUCAGAUUGAGAGCAAGCAGGGUUUGGCCAAUGUCGAGGAGAUUGCAAAAGUCGACGGUAUUGACAUUCUCUUCAUCGGCCCAUACGACUUGUCCAAGUUUCUUGGUGUAGAAUUUGGCGGCAAAGAACACGAGGCGGCCAUUGCAAAGAUCCUCAAAGCUGCCAAGGACGCUGGCAAAUACGCUGCGAUCUUUUGCUCAUCUGGAGCCCAGUCAAAAAUGCGCCUGGAGCAAGGCUUCGAUAUGGUGUCCAUCUGCACUGACGUUGGCGCAAUUGCUGCCGAAUUCGAUCGACAGCUCGCGGCAACUCACGGGGUCGAAAUGGGUAAAGGACGAUCAGUCUACUAGACGAUUAGAAGCAUGCAUCCACUUGGCAAGAA